This is a messenger RNA of Drosophila albomicans, 1058 nucleotides long. RefSeq names its product ribonuclease kappa. The record is from RefSeq and is a predicted model, not a curated record. The coding region runs from base 125 to 412 and encodes 95 amino acids. Gene Ontology annotation, molecular function: RNA endonuclease activity. NCBI's taxonomy places the organism in Eukaryota, Metazoa, Arthropoda, Insecta, Diptera, Drosophilidae. The transcript is spliced from 3 exons.
GUCACAUGAUUUUCACCUGACAUUUGCUAGCUUCUGCGAAAAAAAGUCUGUUGACGGCAAAUCCAGUGUUAUUGGAAGAAAUUUUCAUCCUCGUCGAGCAGCAGCGUAGAACAAAGCUAGCAAAAUGAAAAUUUGUGGUCCUAAGUGCUCCCUCUGCGGAUUAAUCAUCUCUGUUUGGGGUAUUGUGCAGUUGGUGCUCAUGGGUCUCUUCUUCUACAUCCACAGUGUGGCUUUGAUUGAGGAUUUGCCUCUUAAGGAGGAGUACGAUUCGUUGGAUGAAUUUUACACUGCUGCGAAUAGUGCAUACAAUCAGAACGCCUACAACUGCUGGAUUGCGGCGUGUAUCUACGUAAUCACACUGCUGCUCUCUGCCCAACAGUUCUACAUGAAUAGCAGAGUGACUGCCAACUAAAAAUCUGUGCUUCAACUUCAAACACUAUAUGGGCUGCUGAUCGUCGCACAACACAACAAUGAUCACAAGGAAGAGACCUAGCGGGGAGGAAACAACCAAUAACGACUUGUGCACUCAUCGACGAUGGCGAGCCAACGAACCACACUUAGUAUUGAAAAUGUUUUAUUUAAAGUUGAAGAAAAUUUGUUUAUUUACUGUAUAAUAUCCCCCCAAAGUUUUUGUUGCUAAUGUUUAAAAUGAAUUAAAUAUGAUAAUUAUUAAGUAAAAAGCUUCAUGUAUGUACGUACGUAAUACAAAUUGUUUGUUCAUAAUAAUCACAUUCCUUCCUCUUUGUUAGUUCAAUUACUCUUAUUUUAUUGGUCGUACUCGUUAAUUAAAUUGAAACCUACAAAAUGCCAUCAUCAAAUCUGUAUCAAAACGAUCUGCCUCCAGUAAAUGCAUCUCAAGCGUCAGUCAAUAUGUAUCUUAUUGUAUUUAUGAAUGUAUUCAGAAUUCAAUGUCAAAAGAAUGAAACAAUUCGUUAGCUUUGUAGUAGUCUAUUUUGGGAUGGUAAAUCGAAACAAAAUAAAUGUAAAAUAAACUUAAAUCAUUGGUGGCAUUCACGCUACUUAAUAUACGUCGAUAAAUAUAUAUUUUUCGUUUUCAA